Molecule: messenger RNA, 1695 nt
Organism: Amborella trichopoda
Lineage: Eukaryota; Viridiplantae; Streptophyta; Magnoliopsida; Amborellales; Amborellaceae
Product: E3 ubiquitin-protein ligase At3g02290
Molecular function (GO): ubiquitin-protein transferase activity
Source: RefSeq, a predicted model, not a curated record
GCAAUGAAGAAGCUAGAGAGAGAAGCUUGUUUGUCUUGAGAGAUUGUGAAAAUUGGGAACUAGCUGUAUUUUAUUCACAAGCAAACAGAAAAAUGAAAAAAAAAAGAAUUCAACCCUCCCCAUAUAAUUCCUUUAUUCCCUGCCCUUCUUCAUUUGGGAAGCUGCCCCAAAACAGCAGCGUUUCUUACACAGUUUCUCCCUCCCUCUCCAUUCCGAAUCGGCUGAAUUGGUGAAAAGCCCAAUGCUCUUCAUAAAAACCUAACAAAAGAAUAUUGGGUUUUUCAUUGUUCAAGCCUAUUUGAGUCAUGAUCUUCUUCUAACGAGGUAAAACAUGGGGGGAUGAAUUAUAUGAGAUUAAAUAACUUGAGGAAUAGACUAUGUGCCCGCUAGCUGUGAAGAGUACUUGCUGAUAUUGAGGCCAUCCAAUUUAUGAUUGAUUUAUUGUGAUUUAUGUGACUAACUAUGGCGAGGAUUUGCUGAAUAAUUGGAGAGAGAGAGUUCUAGUCAAUUGAGCAAUAAGCGAGAGAGUAAUUGUGCUUGCUUACAAGUUCAAGAGCAUUAUCUACCCUCUCAUAGUAUUUGAGAGGGGUAAGAGGCGUUUUUUGGUGGAUUUAUAUACCCAGAAAUUUAGAAACGAUUGGUUUUUUGUGCAUUAUAGUGCUCCGUGAAGCUACAUCUCAGAAUCUCCACAAUGGGUGCUGUGUGUUGCUGUUUACGCAUUGAGGAUUUUGAGGAACACACUUAUUCUAAUGGCUCUGGGCAUCGACAUUGUAUCUGCCUGAGAUGCUUCAUUCACCAGCUUUUAUGUGCUUACACUUCAUUGUUCCAUAGAGUUGAGGCUCGAGCAGUCUCUGCCCCCAUCCAAAGCGCAAAUCCUAUGACUUCAACUGGACUAGUCACAUCUUCACUUGACAACUCUUUAUCUGAUAUGUACCAUCCUCCUCCAAGGCCUUUACCUUAUGAUGCUGAUCCUAGAUAUGCUCGGUUACAAAGGGAUGGGUUGGUCUCAAGGCGUGAAAAGGCUUCAAGCCAUUUCCAUGAAGAAACUGAACCACUUAGAAGAAGUAGCAGUAAUCAGGGUAUUGAAUCUUUGAGCACUGGAGAAAAAUGGAAUGGAGCAGACUAUGAGGGGCAAUCUAAAAUUGGCCGUUCUGAGUCUUCUAAGAAGCAACAAUUGAUGAAAGUGGCAGGUGUAGCAUAUGUGCUUUCCUCUUCAGAUGAUGAAGAUGUUUGCCCUACAUGUCUUGAAGAGUAUACUACUGAAAACCCCAAGAUAACGACACAGUGCUCUCAUCAUUUUCACCUUGGUUGUAUAUACGAGUGGAUGGAAAGAAGUGACAGUUGUCCAGUCUGUGGAAAGGAAAUGGCAUUCAGUGAAAGCCCGUGACGAUAGAGAGAAACGGUUGAUAAUUUCAUGCUUUUGGAAGGUUGAGAAACACUGUAAAUGGAAUUUCUACACAUACCCAGAUGAUGGAACUUACGAGUUCGAAAGGAUAAACUGAAUGUUUGUGUACAUCCUUGUAAGUAGUCUGUAUUUACCACUUUUAGUUAAUCUUCUGAUUGUUAUUGGGAUCAGUUUAAACUAGAUUUGUCUGCUGAAAAGAACAGGGCAGAAAGGAAAAAACAUGGAUCAGCUGUGUGAUUUGAUUAUACCAAAUAUGGAGUAUGUCUCUUUAUGUACUCCAUUUGGUUAAA